Molecule: messenger RNA, 543 nt
Organism: Lodderomyces beijingensis
Lineage: Eukaryota; Fungi; Ascomycota; Pichiomycetes; Serinales; Debaryomycetaceae
Source: the annotation of a GenBank genome assembly
AUGAUUUCACGGUUGUUGGCAAGCUACAAAGGAGGAGCCGGUAUCAAAGCUGUACCCCAGUUGCGUGUGUUUGGCUCUGCCGUUUCAUACGCACCAGUGAGGUUCAACUCGCUCUUUAGCCCCUCUCCCGAUCCUAAAAACCUUGGGUCCAAGCAAGAAAAAAAGAGCAAAAUCGAUAUAGACGAGUUGUUGAAAAGCUCCAUCCCAGAGCUCUCUUUUAAGGAUACCAUGGACAAUCACUUUGGACUCGAGCUGAAUAGACAGCCCACUCCCAGGGAAGUUGCCAAGGGGAUAAGAGAAUUUGGGCCAAAUGCCGGAAGAAUCGUGGAAGUGUACCACCAAAACGUGGCAAAAUCAUUCAGCGCCAACCUGAGGUUAAACUCAACUAACAAGAUCAGAUACUUGCAGAAAAUCCAGUCUCGAUACAUCCGUCCUGCCAAAUACAGAAAGCAAUUGAGAAGAGAGUGGUGGAGAAGACACUUUUCUGCUGGAUUCAAAGACAUGAUGGCACAAGUCAACGAUGCAAGAAGAAGAGGAUACUAG